UUCACUUUUCAUUCUAAAUGACGGAUACGGAUACGGAUUCGCCUUCACCUCGCAGCAUGACUCCACCGAAUCCGAUCGAGGAUUCUUACUAUUUGCAUCAUGGAGAAAAUCCAGGUCUGAUGUUAGUAUCACAGCAGCUAAAAGGUGACAAUUAUCCUACAUGGGCGAGGGCUAUGUCCAAAGCACUCAGUGCAAAGAACAAGAUGGGGUUUGUUAAUGGAACCCUAAAGAAACCUGCAAAUACUUCAGAUCCGAAGUUCUCAGCAUGGGAAAGGUGUAAUGAUAUGGUAUUAUCCUGGUUAAUCAAUUCAGUCACCAAGAAUAUAGCCUCGAGCAUUCUGUAUAUCGAUGUAGCGGCAGAUGUUUGGAAGGAUUUACAAGAAAGAUUUUCGCAAGGGAAUCGACCUCGAAUUUUCCAAUUAAAGAAAGCCAUCAGUUCCUUAACUCAAGAGCAACAAUCACCAAUUAUCGCCAAUUGCCACAAUGCACAUGUGGAAUAUUGA
This is a messenger RNA of Carya illinoinensis, 503 nucleotides long. RefSeq lists its product as uncharacterized. The record is from RefSeq and is a predicted model, not a curated record. The transcript has 3 exons. Bases 18 to 503 code for a protein of 161 amino acids. NCBI's taxonomy places the organism in Eukaryota, Viridiplantae, Streptophyta, Magnoliopsida, Fagales, Juglandaceae.